Anoplophora glabripennis (Asian longhorned beetle) is the source of this 3532-nucleotide messenger RNA. RefSeq names its product leucine-rich repeat-containing protein 24. NCBI's taxonomy places the organism in Eukaryota, Metazoa, Arthropoda, Insecta, Coleoptera, Cerambycidae. The coding region runs from base 694 to 2916 and encodes 740 amino acids. The transcript is spliced from 5 exons. The record is from RefSeq and is a predicted model, not a curated record. Gene Ontology annotation, molecular function: protein binding.
AUACAUCGAUCAGAUGAUAAAGUAGUACAUACACAGUUACGCAAAAGUAAAAAUGGCGUACGACUAAGUGAAAACAGUGAGAGUAACGCGUAAAGGCUAACAGCGGCGUUUGCGGAGUUUUCAUCGCGGACUGCAGAUCAAAUUUGUGUCCAAGAAGACGGCGGCCUACGGCGUGGCUCGCAUUAAACCCAGUAUUUGUGAGUAAUCGUGCCUUGGACGAACGAAGACGAAGCAAAGUGAACGCAUUUUCGCUUAGUCUCUAGUCGCUCCACUCCAGUGCAAGCGUGAGGAAUGCCAGACAACAGUUAGAUUCGGUCUCCUGAUUUUUCGAGUGUACAAACCAGUGAGUAACCGUACGGGGUGUUCCCAAUUUGUGCUGUGUUUUGUGCCAUAAGUCUCUUAUCUAACCACCUAGUGCAAUAUUUACUACCCAUGUGAUACGAUGUGAUGUGUUACGUUUCUUUUAACGGAGUAACUGGAGCUCAAUUCAAUAUAAUCGCCGUGUGGAUUAUGCAGAGAGAACCCACAAAGGUGCAGCACAAUCAAUUCGAAUUUUGUGAACAAGAAGGAUGUGAAGGACCUUUUUAACGUUUUAUAUGACCGGAGAAAUGACGGGAUCGCAUUUUCUUCCAUUAGUUCUCCUGUAGUUACCAUAACUAGGCAAUAAAUAAAACUACAAAUCUCACAGUAAAAAUGGAUCUCGCUUGCGCAUACCUCUUCCUGAUUUGGACGGCAUUCACGCUGGCAGACACGGACUGGACAAACGACUGUAAAAAAUGCGAGUGCAGGUGGGUGAGCGGCAAAAAAACAGCAUUCUGUUCGAACAAGAACUUGAACGAGAUACCUAAAGACCUACCCAGUAGCGUCAGAGAAAUCGACUUCUCGAACAAUUCUCUAUACAGUCUCGGAAGCUACGAAUUCGCAAAUGCCAAUCUCCGUAAUAUCCACAAGUUGAAGUUCCAGAACUGCAGCAUAGAAAUAGUGAACGAGUCAGCCUUCAACGGUCUGGGUGUGUUGAUUGAGUUGGAUCUGAGCAGAAACAGAAUAGGCGUAUUAAGCAAAGACGUUUUCCGCGAUAACAUCAAACUGCGAAUAUUGAUACUAAGCUACAACAAGAUAAGAGUUCUAGACGACGGUCUGCUCCACAACAUGACUUACCUGCAGAAAGUUCUUCUGAACAACAAUAACAUCGAAGCGAUAACCCCUACAACUUUCCAGAACCUUCCAGUGUUGAACCACAUAGACCUGGCCUUUAACAGGAUUCAAAGAAUUACUUUCGAUUUAAAGGAAUACGUUGUAAAGCUGAUGAGUUUAAAUGUAGAAGGCAACCCCUGGAUAUGCGACUGUAACUUACAAGCGUUCCGCCAGAGCACUCUUAAGAGUAAUUUAAUUACGAACCCCACCGAAUGCGAGAGCCCGACUAAAAUGAAGGGCAGGAUGUGGCAAGAUUCCAUGGUUUUCGCUUGUAUCCCUGAAAUCAUAUAUCCGAAACCUCUGGCGCAGAUUGAAGCAACCUAUUCCAAUAUAACUCUAACAUGUAAGGUAAAAGGCGACCCAAUUCCUGACGUAGACUGGGUGAAUAAUGGGCACAUAAUCGAAAGAGAUCCUCGUAAAAGCAAACAGAAGUACAUUACAUUCAAAAACACUACUGAUGGUUACACUUGGAAUAACCUAACCAUCACUAACGUGAAUUACAGAGACCGGGGAGAAUAUAAAUGUAUAGCCAAAAAUCCUGGUGGUGAAGAUGAAACUAAUAUCACUUUGAUCGUACCUGCUGGUCCAUUAACAGGUGAUAGGACACCUAGUCCGUUGAGUUCGUCCACUCUGUGGAUCGUAGUAUUAUCCGUUAGUUUACUCGUUAUUCUCCUAAUUGUCCUGUUAUUAGUUUGUUGCUUUUGUAAGAGGAACACGCAUGGAAUGAGUGCCAAAAGAAGGGAACACGCCAAUAGCUCUGAAGAGUACAUCAACAUGAGCAGCGGACAAGCAGAGAUCAAGAAGGGGUUGAUCACCGACGUUAAUCCUGUGACCAAACCGCCACGAGCUACCGUGCCUCCAUCUGUAGUGAGUGGAGGGACCGAAGUUAGCGACGUGAAGAGGAAUUUGCUUGAUAACGAAUCUGUUUUUGAUGGCGACGACGAAUCCCGUUCGUUAGACUUCGACCAACCGCUUCUCCGAAAAUCCCAGAUCCUCAUAGAAUCUCCAGACUACCGACUGAAUAAUCACUACCCACCCGAUCUUCUGCCUUUCCCACCCAGAGGCGCCCAGAUAUCUCCUGCAGCCAGCUCAGCUUCAACAGUGGCGGACACCACCCGUCUACCACCCCACCACGGCCCGCAGUCGCCUCUACACAGCCCCAUCUACGACCAGUUGAACCUCUACCGCACGUUGCCGUACUCCAGGUCGCACUCACCUUUCGUGGGACCACCACCUCGGAUCCCCAGACAGGGUUACGUCACCAUACCUAGACGCCCUAGGCAGCAGAGUUGGAGCUCCGAGCCACCCAACGUGUCGGACUUGACCCCGGAACCCCUGUAUGACAACCUGGGGGCCCGUACCACGGCAGAUGGGGGCGCCAGCACGCCCCGUUCUGUUAGGCAGUUCCCGCUGAGUCCUUCUAACUGCGACCCCAUAGCGGAGACCCACGAAUCUCCUCCCAGCCAGCCAAUUUCCAGCCAAACUCUCCCCAGGAACAUGAAUUCCACCAGACUGACUCCAUCCAGGACGCAGUGGGCCAAGGCCAACGCGGAGGCUCUGAGGAGCCCAGAGAAGCGCAACUCCAUAACGUCAUUGCCUUCGUCCCCAAACCACCAGAACAAGCUCAGCAAAAUACCCCCAACGCCUCCCCCCAAGCCCAAGAAGAGGCUGUCCGCGGGUCCCCUGUUCCAGGACGAAGGCGAGGACGGGACCGAGGUGUGAGAAUGGCUUAAAUCAGUGCUGGUAGCGCUGGUUGUGACUUAAAGAGGACCAAUUUUCCGAACUGUUACCUAUUGAAAGUGUGGACGUCUUCAACACAGGGUUAAAGACUAAUAAUUUAAUGAAUAUUACAGAUGAAUAUAUAUGAAUUACACAGUGCCUUAAAACAACGUGACGAUUUAAUCUAAGUGUUACGAAUCGAACUGUCUUAUGUUUAAAUAACGCUUCGAGUCCCUUGAAUGUAAUGCAUGUUAACCUUUCGGGCUUCCACUUCGACUGACGCUAUAGACAUUAAAUUGGAUGCAACAUGUAGUUAUUUUGUAUUUAUUAGUAUUUUUUUAUAUUGUGAUUAAAGGCGCUAUUGUACAGCCUACGGUUUGAGGUAGGCUACUUGCUUUUGUCAGAUCAGUUUAUUUAUAUAAGGAACUUAUUCGAUGUAUUUAAUUUGCUCAAAAUUUUUUAUAUGUAUGUAUAAUUUUUGUUAUUCUCUAUAAUGUAUACAAGAUAUUUUCCUGAGGUUUGCCUAGAUGCACUGUAAAUAAAAAUAUUGAUCUUAUACCUCUGUCUAAAAUGUACAGUAUCAGAAUCUUUAAAUCAAUAAAACAAUUAAUUUCCUGUA